CCACUAGGCGGCAAGACUCACGCUGUUCGCACAUGACGAGUAGACGCAGCGUCUGACGUCACUGCCCACAGCAGCAAUGGCGGCUCCCACAGAAUCCACGAGUGAAACGCUAACAAUCAAAAAUCUGAAAAAGAGCAAAAACACAGAUGAGACUGAGCUGCAGACGGUUCCAGACGGCUGGAAGGAGCCUAAGUUCACUCGGGUGGACAAUCCCAAAGGUCUUCUGGAGGAGAGCAGCUUCGCCACGCUUUUCCCCAAAUACAGAGAGGUGUAUCUGAAGGAGUGCUGGCCGCUGGUGCAGAAGGCUCUGGGAGACGUCUUCAUCAAUGCCACACUGGACUUGAUUGAAGGCAGCAUGACGGUGCACACGACGAAGAAAACAUUCGACCCCUACGCCAUCCUCCGAGCGAGGGAUCUCAUCAAGUUACUUGCGAGAAGUGUGCCUUUUGAACAGGCUGUGAGGAUACUAGAAGACGACGUGGCAUGUGACAUCAUUAAAAUUGGGACGCUUGUCCGCAACCGCGAGCGUUUUGUGAAGAGACGACAGAGACUGAUCGGCCCCAAGGGCUCCACGCUGAAGGCUCUGGAGCUGCUGACCAGCUGUUAUGUGAUGGUUCAGGGAAACACUGUUUCUGCUCUCGGCCCGUACAGCGGUCUCAAGGAGGUACGGAAAGUGGUCUUGGACACAAUGAAGAAUAUUCACCCCAUUUACAACAUAAAGACGUUGAUGAUCAAGCGAGAGCUGGCGAGCGACCCCGAGCUGCGCACUCAGAGCUGGGAGAGAUUCCUGCCCAACUUCAGACAUAAGAGUCUCUCCAAACGCAAGCAGCCCAAGAAGAAGACUAUGAAGAAGGAGUACACGCCGUUCCCCCCGCCGCAGCCCGAGAGCAAGAUUGAUAAGGAGCUGGCGACCGGUGAGUUCUUCCUGCGGGAGAGCGAGAAGAGACGCCAGAAGUUGAAUGAAAUUAAGGCCAAACAGGCUGAAGCUUUAUCCAAGAGACAAGAGCAGAGGAAGAAAGAUUUCAUUCCCCCUAAAGAGAAGCCGGCCGUUAAGAGCAAACCAGCAACAGCCGAAAACAAAAUUGAUAUUCAAGCCCUUAAAGAAAAAGUGAAGAAGGCGAAAAGUAAAAAGCUGGGAGCUCCUCCUGUAAACCUCGAGAGGUCUUCAGCGAAAGACUGCAAGCGGAAGAAAGUCAAGAGCUGAAGGAUCUGACUGUGAUGCUGAUCGCUGGUGUAAUAUUGUGUUUAUUAGCCUGUGUGUUUAUAUUA
Molecule: messenger RNA, 1269 nt
Organism: Carassius carassius (crucian carp)
Lineage: Eukaryota; Metazoa; Chordata; Actinopteri; Cypriniformes; Cyprinidae
Product: KRR1 small subunit processome component homolog
Exons: 10
Coding region: 77-1204 (375 amino acids)
Cellular component (GO): nucleolus; small-subunit processome
Molecular function (GO): RNA binding
Source: RefSeq, a predicted model, not a curated record